AGACAGUAGAGCCGGUGAACUCUGUCACUCUUCAGCAUUGUACAGUUAGAGGUCUGAGUAGGCUGCAGUGGAAAAGGAACGGGAAAAGUUGUACAGUAUAAUAAUCUGCCCACUGGAGUAGCGACCGGUAUACCGGCUGCAAUUCUCAUCAUUUGAAUGUCUGGUGACACAGCGCGAGAGGUGGGCUUCGAUUGUCAAGUCGCAAAGGUGCAUUCAACAGCAGAUAUAACGUCGGGGAUGGAACAAGUCACAAUGAGCGACCGGUUCGAUUGCGACAACUGCAAGGAGUCCCUGUACGGACGCAAGUACAUCCAGGCAGACGGGGGAGAGGGGGACAACCCCUACUGCAUCCCCUGUUACGACAGCCUGUUCGCCAACACCUGCGACGAGUGCAAGGAGCUAAUCGGCCAUGACGCCAGGGAGCUGUUCUACGAGGACCGGCACUACCACGAGCACUGUUUCCGUUGUUUCCGCUGUGACCGCUCGCUGGCGGACGAGCCCUUCACCAGCCAGGACGAGGCCCUGCUGUGCAACGACUGCUACUGCAACGAGUUCUCGUCCAAGUGUGUGGCCUGUGACAAGACUGUCAUGCCAGGCACGAGGAAGUUGGAGUACGGUGGCUCCACAUGGCACGAGGGCUGUUUUAUCUGCCACAGCUGUGAGCAGCCCAUCGGCUCUAAGUCCUUCAUCCCAGACAAGGAUGAACACUACUGUGUGUCCUGCUAUGAGGAUAAGUUCGCCCCGCGCUGCACCCGCUGCAAAAAGGCCCUGGCUAAAGGGGGUGUGACAUAUCGGGAUGAGCCAUGGCACAAGGAGUGCUUUGUGUGUACGGGCUGCAAGGUGCAGCUGGCAGGGCAGCACUUCACCUCGCGCGAAGACAACCCUUACUGCCUCAAGUGCUUCGGCAGCCUAUACUCUAAGAAGUGUGAGGCCUGCAGCAAGCCUAUCACAGGUUUUGGCGGAGGGAAGUACAUCUCAUUUGAGGAGCGCCAGUGGCACCAGCCCUGCUUCACCUGCACAGAGUGCUCUGUCUCUCUGGUGGGGGCAGGCUUCUUCCCCAAUGGAGACCAGAUCCUGUGUCGCGACUGCAACACCAAUAGCAAUCUAUAGACUACACACACACACACACACCGUAUCGCCCCUCUCCUCACACACGCCCGCCUAGUUCAACCCCAGGGCCCCCCUCAUCACUGCCAAGGUUGUUAACACAGCCCCACAGAUUGCCUCUCAGGUCAUACACACACACACACACACACACACACACACACACACCACACCUUGCUCACUAGACCACA
Oncorhynchus nerka (sockeye salmon) is the source of this 1295-nucleotide messenger RNA. RefSeq names its product four and a half LIM domains protein 3-like. Gene Ontology annotation, biological process: actin cytoskeleton organization. The transcript has 6 exons. The record is from RefSeq and is a predicted model, not a curated record. Lineage: Eukaryota; Metazoa; Chordata; Actinopteri; Salmoniformes; Salmonidae. Gene Ontology annotation, cellular component: nucleus; stress fiber; Z disc. Bases 157 to 1110 code for a protein of 317 amino acids. Gene Ontology annotation, molecular function: transcription coregulator activity; actin binding.